AUGCCUGCCCGCUGGGACGGGGCAAGUAUCGUAGUUGCGGAUACUGUUGUCAUUUCCAAGCCAUAUCGUGUGGAAGAUUGCCGCUCCUUGAUGCCUGAAAAUGGCGGCCUGGAAAUGGAACGAAAGAAGAUUGAAUUGCGAAACGCUUUUCCCGACCCUCCGCGGGCCGCCGACUCUAACCCAAAUGCUAGCUGUCCUGGCGGUGCGUCCGCGAGCACUCCCAGAGACCGUGACCGAGACCUACGAGCAGCGGCCGUAGCAGUGCCAAGAAGUAAUCCCCGUUCAUCCCCUCAGUCAAACGCGCCAGCCAGUGGUCAGAGGAAGGGCGGUUAA
Uncinocarpus reesii 1704 is the source of this 333-nucleotide messenger RNA. RefSeq lists its product as uncharacterized. NCBI's taxonomy places the organism in Eukaryota, Fungi, Ascomycota, Eurotiomycetes, Onygenales, Onygenaceae. The record is from RefSeq and is a predicted model, not a curated record. The coding region runs from base 1 to 333 and encodes 110 amino acids. The transcript has 2 exons.